GUUGGAUGCAGCAUCGAACUAUGCAACAUAAAUAUUGUGAUAUUUUUAUGCAUGUUUAUAUUUGAAGGCAUAUAGGAAUCUUGACAUUUUCCACAAUUUUGAGAUUGGGAACAGCCUGCCGAGUAAAAUCCUGGUUCUUUAGUUGAAUGGUUUGGAAUGCUUCCGAACUUUUGCAAGCAGCAAUGAGCCAGCACUGACAGACGACACCAGCACAGCUGAUGACAUGGACAUGAACUACCAGCCGCUCUCCCACACCUCUAGCAAUGGUCCGGACAUCGACAGCUGGGAAGAACUGCAGUUUGAAGGUCUGGUGGGCCCACAGCCGGCGGCUCGCGACUCGGCCGGCAGCGGCUCCGGCCCGGGGUCGCCGGAUCGGCCGCGCUCGCGCUCCGACCCCAGCGCGCUGAUGCUCUCCUCGUUCCUGUCGGGUAACUCGGCCGUGCUCGAUCUGGACGUGGACCAGCUGCAGACCAAAAUCCGCGGCGUGCUCCUGGAGAACACCCGGCUGCGCGACUCGAUCCGCGACAGCUCGGCCUCGCUGCGCCGCCAGUGCGAGGCGCUGCUCGCCUGGCGUGACGAGUGUCAGCGGCUGCGCGAGGAGCGCCGCCAGGUAGCCGCGCACUGCCAGCGCGCGCGGGACGUCAUCACCCAGCUGCGCGAGGAGAACGCCGACCUGCGCCAGCAGCUGGCGCAGCAGCCGCCGGACGCGCCCGGCCGCGAGCCGCAGCAGGCUGAGCCGCCGCAGGACCUGUGUCGGCGCGGCGAGUCGCCCGGCCCGGCCGGCGCCGAGGUGGCACUGCGUUCGCAGCUCUCCCAGCAGGCGGCCGAGCUGCGAAACAGUCAGCGCGAGGUGGCGCGCCUGCAGUCGAAACUGGCGCGCCAGGAGGCCGAGCUGAGCUCCUACCGCCAGGUGGCACCGGCGGCGGGCCCUCAAUCAGCGCCGCCGUCGCCGGAGCUGCAGCGGCUCAAGGACGAGGCGGCCCAGCUGCGGCACAGUCUGGAGAGCGAGCGCCGCCAGCGGCAAGAGCUGGCCGCCUGGCUGGCCGGCGACCAGCAGUACACGCCCGUGCUGGAGACUCUGCGCCAGGCCUCGGAGCGGCUGAGCAGCGGCCAGGCGGCGCUGGACGCGCACGCCGCCCGGCUGGCCGACGCCGGCCGCGCGCUGGACUCGCUUUCCGCGCGGCUCCCCGGCCUGGCCGUCUCCGAGGAGUCGCCGGACCGGGUGGCGGCCGAGCUGGCGGCGCUGCGGGCCGAGCUGCAGCAGCUGUCGGCCGCCGCUGCCGAGGACACCACCGACGGCGGCGAGGCGGUGUCGGCCUGGCGCCGGCUGAGGGACCUGUUCAACAGCGUGGCGUCUCGCUGGGAGGCCGACGCGGCCGGCCCGGACCCGGCCGGUACCAGCCAGCAGGUGCACACCGACGGACUGCAGGCACGCAUCCUCUCCAUGGAGGAGCUGCUGAGUGCGCGCGGCACCGAGUGCGAGCGUCUCCAGCGGCAGGUGCUGCAGCUGCGCCGCGACCUGCAGGCGAUCGACAUCCUCAAGGCGCAGGUGGACGUCUACCAGCAGGACUUUAACCAGGAGCGCCGGCAGCGUGAGCAGAUAGCCCUGGAGCGCGACCACCUGCGCAACGAGCUGGCGACGCAACAGACGCGUCUGCGCCACCUCCUGGCGCGUCAACAGUCGGCCACUCUGACGACGAACGCGGACAGCGUGGAGCCUUCGCGGCCGCCGCCGCAUCCGGCCGCCCGACCGGACCCCGACGUCCAGUCCACCGUCUACUCGUGUCCCAAAUGCGACAUGGCGUUCCAGGACUUGGAGCCGCUGCAGAACCACGCCAACCGCUGUCUGGACGGCGACUAGAGCCGAGUCUGGUCCGGUGCUGACUGGGAGCCCGGGCAGUGGGCCGAUGCCCGUUGCUCCGGCGGCACAGCUCGGGCGGCGGAUGCCUUACCGCGCCACCUGACGACCGGCUAGAGGUGCUGGCCUCCCCACAGAGGGCGCCGGCUGCCGUGGGAUGCGACCGAACGUGAGUGUUCCGAGAUUUUGCUACUUAAACGACCGCUUGUAGUUGCCGCUAGUGUCCGUUUCAUGCAAUAUGUGAUAGAUGAACAGAGUUCGGGGGAGUCUCUUAGUCCGCGGCCCUUGAUUCAAUGACUCUAAUUGUCACUGAGUUAAAUGAAAACCAGUGGUUUGAUGGUAGGAUAUACCAUGAUAAGCAUGUAAAUAUGGCAGCCCCCUGAGGUUCGACCAGUGCUCGAAUGGGCAUUUUCGGGCACUGGGCUACUGUGUCUCCGGUGUGGUGUGAUCAUUUGUGGCCUUGGCUUUAAACCGUUUUGGAAUUGAUUCACUUUCCAAUUAGUACUGAUAAGAUGCCUUCAACUCAGUCCAGUUUCCGGACAUGAGCUCGCUUCUUUUUUAGUUGAUGGCCGACGGGUGCCUCUAAUUAAGGUUUACUGGUUUAUAAUUGCAAUGAAGUUUAUUGAUUUUAUCCGUCAUAGUUUUGCACAGCUGUUAGAUUCCGUAUCGAAAUGUAGUUUUGCUUUUACGAUAAGGUAUGUGCCAUUACGUAUUUUACCAAGUAAUUCCACCCCGACGGGUGGCUCACAAAGACCGAAAUUCAGCCUCUAUUUCAGUCGUUGUGAUAGUGAUUGUGAUUGUGAUACUUGUGGGCAACUAUAUGAGCGGACAAAUGUAAUGGAUGAUGAAUGAAGCAGGUACGAUGUAGAAAUGCAUGGUCUACGCAGCCUUACCACCAGUCGCCUUCUGAAAAGGACGUGGUGAGUUAGAAAUAAAUUAGCCGCGACUUUCUAUGUAGGUAUUUUAGCAUUGUCUCAGUGUUUAUGUGCGUGUUGUAGAAUGAUCAACAACUAUGCUAGUUACUAACAUUCUAAAAUGAAUGCUUAUUUUGUUAUGCAAUAUGUGUCACAAAAAUACAUUGUAAAGCAAUCAAACCAAA
Molecule: messenger RNA, 2957 nt
Organism: Amphibalanus amphitrite
Lineage: Eukaryota; Metazoa; Arthropoda; Thecostraca; Balanomorpha; Balanidae
Product: NF-kappa-B essential modulator-like
Exons: 2
Coding region: 224-1861 (545 amino acids)
Biological process (GO): regulation of canonical NF-kappaB signal transduction
Cellular component (GO): cytoplasm; nucleus
Molecular function (GO): K63-linked polyubiquitin modification-dependent protein binding
Source: RefSeq, a predicted model, not a curated record